Haliotis rufescens (red abalone) is the source of this 591-nucleotide messenger RNA. Its product is annotated as nuclear pore complex protein DDB_G0274915-like. The transcript has a single exon. The record is from RefSeq and is a predicted model, not a curated record. Gene Ontology annotation, biological process: hemopoiesis; leukocyte tethering or rolling. The coding region runs from base 1 to 591 and encodes 196 amino acids. NCBI's taxonomy places the organism in Eukaryota, Metazoa, Mollusca, Gastropoda, Lepetellida, Haliotidae. Gene Ontology annotation, cellular component: plasma membrane.
AUGAACUUUGGUACCCUUGAACAACGCACCACGUCGUUUGGAACCUUUGAACAACGCAUCACGCCGUUUGGUACCUUUGAACAACGCACCACGCCGUUUGGUACCUUUGAACAACGCACCACGCCGUUUGAAACCUUUGAACAACGCACCACGCCGUUUGGUACCUUUGAACAACGCACCACGCCGUUUGGAACCUUUGAACAACGCACCACGCCGUUUGGUACCCUUGAACAACGCACCACGCCGUUUGGUACCUUUGAACAACGCACCACGCCGUUUGGUACCUUUGAACAACGCACCACGCCGUUUGGAACCUUUGAACAACGCACCACGCCGUUUGGUACCUUUGAACAACGCACCACGCCGUUUGGUACCUUUGAACAACGCACCACGCCGUUUGGUACCUUUGAACAACGCACCAGGCCGUUUGGUACCUUUGAACAACGCACCACGCCGUUUGGAACCUUUGAACAACGCACCACGCCGUUUGGUACCUUUGAACAACGCACCACGCCGUUUGGUACCUUUGAACAACGCACCACGCCGUUUGGAACCUUUGAACAACGCACCGAUCCGUUUGGUACCUUUUAA